Molecule: messenger RNA, 2563 nt
Organism: Scylla paramamosain (green mud crab)
Lineage: Eukaryota; Metazoa; Arthropoda; Malacostraca; Decapoda; Portunidae
Exons: 2
Coding region: 280-1419 (379 amino acids)
Biological process (GO): GPI anchor biosynthetic process
Cellular component (GO): Golgi membrane
Molecular function (GO): glycosyltransferase activity
Source: RefSeq, a predicted model, not a curated record
CUUUGUGCUUAACCGUCAGAUCAACACUAUCUUAUACACUUAAGUGGUAUGGGGAACUUACUCCAGCUUGGCAAGUAUGGGUUUCGCCUUCCCAGUGCCCAGGUGCAGCAAUGACAUCAGUAUAACUUUGUGGGAGCAGUGCAGGCCAGGACUCAUUCUUUGUAAGGUGAUGCAAAAUGCAGGAGAACAUGAUGGGUAGAAUGACUCUUCGUGGGAAUGGUUUAGUGUGUGCUUCACUCUAAGAAGAAGACUAAGCGGGCUGUCGAUCAAAGAAAACUGAUGAUGACGCGCUACCAACUCCUACUAGCCUUGCUCUACUUCUUCGUGUUAUUAGUAAUCCUUCCCGUGUUCUGCAGUGAUAAGAUCUACUCCCUCUUCUACCAAGAGGACCCUUUAAGGAACCAAGAGGUGGAGGUGGUGAAGAGGGAACACCGAAGGAGGGGUGUGAAGGAGUACCUGCAGGAGACUGACGAGCAUGAAUCCCUCUCUUUCCACCGCUCACUCUUUAAGGAACCUCUAGACAACCUCAUCGUGGUGAUCGCCAAGCAGCCGCAACACGAGGAGGACAAGUUACUCUCGCAGUCGGUGACGGAGGUGGACAGAAACAUACGCUUCCAACGGCUUUACCACAACGGCCUGGUGAUUUGUAACGCCUCCAGGACGUCGUUUGAGGAGCUGCGGCAGUUGUCUGAUUUCUAUCCUGUGGUGCAGGCGGAGAACACAACCACAUGGAAGUUAUUCAACAAGGAGGAAACGAUCCGACAUGAUUUCAUGGACUGCAUCAGGCAGGGGCAGCGGCUGGCAAAGUUCAAAUACCUGACUCUGAUCAGGGACGUGAUGGUGCCUUACUCUGGCUUCCUGGAGACACUGAACCAACUCCUCAACUUACGCCUCACCCACGAGACCGUCCGCGGGGAACUGGUAGAGCGUGGCACCCCCUGGCUCUUCCUGCACCUCCAUGAACCGGUGCCACUCCGACAGUAUGACCUCAGCGGGGAGUGCCUGUGGGAGUUGCUGCUUCUGGCCAUUACCGGAGGGCUGCUCUUCUACACUGUCUUUCGCUAUCUCGAGGGGCCCUCACUACCGGUAUUCAUGCGGAUCACCUACACCUUUUACGGCGCCCUUUACUUCGUCACUUUCGCUGUCGUUGUCGGAAGGCCCUACAUCACGGAGUUAAGACGCUUCGCCGCCUGCUUUUACCGUGUGUACGACCCUCCUGAGCCUAUCCACUUCUCAGCCAUCACCUUCCCCAGCAGCAGCCUUCAGCCACUCCUGCAGCAGCUCAGUACUCUCCGCUGCUCCUUGUACUCGCCCUUCCACGAGGCUCUAGACCACAUGGUGAACACCCUCGAGUGUCCUGGCUUCGUGGCCUCCCCAUCCUUCGUCAGCUACGCCGUCAGGAACCCAGUUCCUUCCUGACAUCACUAUUCCUACUAUCGCCAUUAUCAUCCAUCCGACUGCCAUCCACACACACACACACACACACCGCGUAGUGUAGCGGUUAACACGCUCGGCUCACAACCAAGAAGGAUCGGGUUCGAGGGUUCGAGUCCCGGGCGCAGCGAGGCAAACAGGUGAGCCUCAUAUUGUGUAGCCCCUGUUCAACUAGCAGCAAGUAGAUACAGGAUGUAACCCGAGGGUUUGUGACCUCGCUGUCCCAGUGUGUGGUGUGUGAGUGGUCUCAGUCCUACCCAAAGAUCGGUCAGUACGAGCUCUGAGCUCUUCUCGUAAGGGAACGGCUAGCUGGGUGACCAGCAGACGGCCGUAGGUGGAUAACACACACACACACACAAAGUUUAUCAGGCGGGGAUAAUAGUGAAUGCUUACGGAAAAGAAUAUUCCAUACCGAAAUAUUUUAUAAUAAGAAAAAAUGCGAAGAACUCAAACACUGAAUGAAUAAAAGAUGAAAUAAAACACCGGGGAGUGAACGAACACGAAAACUAAUAAAAGCGGAACCAGAAUUACAUAAAGAAAUUAAAAGCAAGUGUUAUCAAAGCUAAGAACGUGAAAACAGAAAACAAAACAUAUGGUCACCAUGUUGAUUUUGUGAUUAGUUAUCUGAAUGUACGAAUAUAUUGCCUGUUCUGUUGUGUUUAAGAUUAUUCAGUUAACCGAGUGCUUUCUGAUCCCGCUGUGAAAAGUGUACAAUACGUUAUAGAAUACUGUGCCUUAUCAGAUUAAUUCAAUAGUUUAUGUGAUAGCAAAAUAUAUAGGUAAUACCAAUAAUAAUAAUAAUAAUAAUAAUAAUAAUAAUAAUAAUAAUAAUAAUAAUAAUAAUAAACCAUUUUGUAAUUCCUAAUGUACAUACUAGUUGUCAGCUUCUAUUAUUAUUAUUAUUAUUAUUAUUAUUAUUAUUAUUAUUAUUAUUAUUAUUAAUGUUUUUCGUCAUUAUUUCAAACCCUUUCCAUUUUUGCGUCUAUGGUUGGCAUUAUGAUCCUAAGUGUGUGUGUGUGUGUGUGUGUGUGUGUGUGUGUAGUUUGCCAAAUAUCUUGCACCACUGUGCCUUAGAGUUGUGAUGUUACUAUAAUGAGACUGUUGUUUAAUUAAAAGGCAUAUUGUUAAA